AUGGCAUCAUUAUAUCCAUUAAAAUUUAACGAAAAACUUGCAUUCUUUUAUAAUACUGUUGCUGCAACAUUAUGGUUUUGUUGUUUAGGUAGAUUUCUUAUUCUACUUCCCUUGGUAGGGAGAAAAUUCUUACCUGGUGGAAUGGCUGAUUUCUUUCAUGUGGUUUCAUUACUACCGAUAAUUGAAUCAUUAUUUGUGAAAUCAGUGUUAAGGAAAAAAUUCACUAUCACAUCAUUAUGGGGGAUUCUGAAUGGAUUAAAAAUGGUGUGGCUAUGUUAUGGUGUUAUUUUCCCUCAUCCCAAAAUUGCCAAACAUACUUCAUAUUCAUUAUUAAUUACUUCUUGGUGUUUACAAUAUUUCAUUCAUUACUUUUAUUAUGCAUUCAAAGUGAAAACAAAGAGUUCAUUUCAUUUUUUGUUUUGGUUAGAAUACAAUAAUUUUUACUUGACUUAUCCUUUGGGUUUGGUUUCUGAAAUGAUUCUUUUAUUCUUAAGUCUUGCCUUUGUUGAACAAGACUCGAUAUAUGAUUACGUUUUAAGAGCAGCAUUCUUGGCUUAUAUUCCAAUAGCAUAUUUUGCUUGGGGUCAUUUGAAAUCAAGAAAGAAGAAAAGAUACACCGAAAUUAUGAAUAAAAGAAAUGUUAGACAAGUAGCAACUUUAGAAAGUACUACUACUAGUACUAAGAAUACCUCUAUUGAACUAAGAAAUAUGUAA
This is a messenger RNA of Candida albicans SC5314, 714 nucleotides long. RefSeq lists its product as uncharacterized. Gene Ontology annotation, biological process: fatty acid elongation; very long-chain fatty acid biosynthetic process; sphingolipid biosynthetic process. NCBI's taxonomy places the organism in Eukaryota, Fungi, Ascomycota, Pichiomycetes, Serinales, Debaryomycetaceae. Bases 1 to 714 code for a protein of 237 amino acids. Gene Ontology annotation, cellular component: endoplasmic reticulum membrane. Gene Ontology annotation, molecular function: 3-hydroxyacyl-CoA dehydratase activity. The record is from RefSeq and is a predicted model, not a curated record. The transcript has a single exon.